ACAGCUACGGCUACUCUGGCGGCUACAGCGGCGGCUACGGCGGCGGCGGCGCGGGCGGCUACGGCGGCGGAGCCGGCGGCUACGGUGGCGGUGGCUACGGCGGCGGUGAGUGUUGUGCCUGUGCUCGCAUGCCAGCGUCGUGCCUGUGCUCAUCCCUUCUCAUUCCUUUUGCAGGCGCCGGUGGCUACGGCGGCGGCGGCUACGGCGGCGGCGCGGGCGGCGGCUUCGGCGGCGGCGACCGCAUGGGCGCGCUCGGUGCCGGUCUGAACAAGAUCGACUGGACUGCCGGCACGCUCUCGCACUUCGAGAAGAACUUCUACGUCGAGGACAAGCGCGUGACGGCGCGCUCGGACCGCGAGGUGCAGGAGUUCCGCACGGCCAAGCAGAUGUCGAUCCAGGGCCAGAACAUCCCCAAGCCGGUGCAGUCGUUCGACGAGGCCGGCUUCCCCGACUACAUCAUGUCCGAGAUCCGCAAGAUGGGCUUCACCGAGCCGUCGGCCAUCCAGGCGCAGGCGUGGCCCGUGGCGCUGCAGGGCCGCGACAUUGUCGCCAUCGCCGAGACGGGCUCCGGCAAGACGAUCGGCUUUGCCCUGCCCGCCAUGGUGCACAUCAACGCUCAGGCGCUGCUCGCGCCCGGCGACGGCCCGAUUGCGCUGAUUCUCGCGCCGACGCGCGAGCUGGCCGUGCAGAUCCAGCAGGAGUGCGCGCGCUUCGGCGGCUCGUCGCGCAUCCGCAACUGCGCCGUGUACGGCGGCGUGCCCAAGGGCCCGCAGAUCCGCGACCUGCAGCGCGGCGCCGAGAUUGUCAUUGCGACGCCCGGCCGGCUGAUCGACAUGCUCGAGGCGGGCAAGCUGAACCUGCGCCGCGUCACCUACCUCGUCAUGGACGAGGCGGACCGCAUGCUCGACAUGGGCUUCGAGCCGCAGAUCCGCAAGAUUCUCAGCCAGAUCCGCCCCGACAAGCAGACGUGCAUGUUCUCCGCCACGUGGCCCAAGGAGGUGCAGCGUCUCGCCAACGACUUCCUCAACAACUUCAUCCAGGUCAACAUCGGCUCCAUCGAGCUCGCGGCCAACCACAACGUCAAGCAGGUCAUCGAGGUGUGCACCGACUUUGAGAAGCGCGGCCGUCUCAUCAAGCACCUCGACCACAUUUCGCAGGAGAAUGCAAAGGUGCUCAUCUUCACCGGCACGAAGCGCGUCGCCGACGACCUCACAAAGUACCUGCGCCAAGACGGCUGGCCCGCGCUCGCCAUCCACGGCGACAAGCAGCAGCAGGAGCGCGACUGGGUGCUCGCCGAGUUCAAGAGCGGCCGCAGCCCCAUCAUGGUCGCCACGGCAGUCGCAAGUCGCGGUCUCGGUACGUAGCUGCUCCGCCUCCUCUCCCUCUUCCUCUUUCUCCUUCGUCGCCUCCCCCUCUUUGGCUUCGUUUUUGGUUGUGCUCGAGAGCGAGACAGAGUCCUACGCGCAGAGCUUGCUGGCGCCUUCCCCCGAGGCGUCGAGCAAGCCGGGAGGUGAGUAAGGUCUAGGCCACGAGCGCCGGCCGCUGCUGCUCGUCGCAGCAGCUGCCUGCGCUCCCCGCACAAGUGGCAGCGCGCCCGUCUCUUGCCAGUGCGCCGACCUUUCGCGCACGCGCAAG
This is a messenger RNA of Tilletiopsis washingtonensis, 1635 nucleotides long. RefSeq names its product RNA helicase. The transcript is spliced from 3 exons. Gene Ontology annotation, molecular function: RNA helicase activity; ATP binding; RNA binding. Gene Ontology annotation, biological process: rRNA processing. Bases 129 to 1364 code for a protein of 411 amino acids. The record is from RefSeq and is a predicted model, not a curated record. Gene Ontology annotation, cellular component: cytoplasm; ribonucleoprotein complex; nucleus. Lineage: Eukaryota; Fungi; Basidiomycota; Exobasidiomycetes; Entylomatales.